AUGUCUCGAAGAGUAAACCAGCUCGAACAGCCACCUCUAACCUUAGAACAACUAGCCAAUCAAUUACCGGAAAUAUGGCAAAACAUUCCUCAACACUACAUUAACAACUUAAUAAGAACUAUGCCAAACAGGGUGAUAGCACUAAGACGAGCCAUCAGGGGUGGACCUACGAGUGCUCGAAACGUAAAAACUCUUAAAGAAAAAGUUGACGUAAUUGAGAUUUUUAAUAAAGACAAACUAAGCGUACGCGACUUAGCAAAACGGUUUGGAAUAGGAAAAACACAGGCAGCUGACAUUAUUAAAAAUAAGGAUGUUUUAUUAAGUAAGUUCCACUCAAAUAUAAAUGUGAAUGAAAAAAGAAGCUUCCUAAGAGAAGAGAGCAGAAAUAUUGACAGACAGUGCUAUGAGUGGUUCAUUAGAGCUCGAAGCAAAAAUAUUCCAUUAUCAGGUACAAUUGUUAAAACGAAAGCCAAAGAAAUCGCUGAUGGUUUGGGGUAUAGAACUUUCAGUGCAUCAGAAGGUUGGCUGCAAAAGUUUCGUACCCGGCACAACAUUGCUUUUAGAACUAUCAGUGGGGAGGCCGCAAGUGUGAACUCUGCCGAUGUCACGACAUUUUGGGAAAAAGUACCAUCUAUAAUUAAGAACUAUGCUCCGAAAAAUAUCUAUAAUGCUGAUGAGACUGGGCUAUUUUUCCGAGCAGUGCCAAACAGGACUCAUUUGAAGCGAGAAAGAUGUAUUGGAGGUAAAUUUUCAAAAGAGAGACUGACUAUACUUUUUUGUGUAAAUAUAGAGGGACACAAAGAAAGACCUCUAGUGAUCGGAAAAAUGGCCAAACCAAGAGCAUUUAAAAAUAUUAAUGUGAAAGAAUUGCCAGUUACUUAUAGGUGGAAUAAAAAAGCUUGGAUGACCGGUGAACUAAUGGCCGAAUAGUUAAAUCAAUUUGAUAAAAAAAUGAUGCGUAAAAAACGAGAAAUUCUAUUAUUUCUCGACAAUGCAUGUUGUCACCCAAAGGAUAUAAGAUUGAAAAAUAUUAAAUUGUUUUUUCUGCCUCCAAACUGCAUUUCGAUUGUACAGCCUUUAGAUCAGGGCAUUAUUAAGGGUUUUAAAACAUUUUAUAGGAUAAUCAUUAUUAAAAAACUUUUAUUAGCCAUAAAUACUGCUGAAUUCGCCCAAGAAUUAGCCAGAAAAAUACACUGUCUAGAUGCAAUUUACUUUAUAAACAUUGCAUGGGACCAAGUCACAAAGAAAACGGUUCAAAAUUGCUUUAUUAAGUCUGGCAUUACACACUCUAAUAGUUCAGAA
Molecule: messenger RNA, 1302 nt
Organism: Anthonomus grandis grandis
Lineage: Eukaryota; Metazoa; Arthropoda; Insecta; Coleoptera; Curculionidae
Product: tigger transposable element-derived protein 4-like
Exons: 3
Coding region: 1-930 (309 amino acids)
Cellular component (GO): nucleus
Molecular function (GO): protein binding; DNA binding
Source: RefSeq, a predicted model, not a curated record